Molecule: messenger RNA, 1270 nt
Organism: Jatropha curcas
Lineage: Eukaryota; Viridiplantae; Streptophyta; Magnoliopsida; Malpighiales; Euphorbiaceae
Product: glutamyl-tRNA (Gln) amidotransferase subunit C
Source: RefSeq, a predicted model, not a curated record
AAACGGUAACACAAAAGUACGUUAACCUGUCGAUUGGAGGCCGAUUGCGCUGGCACAGAGAGCAAAUAAAUGGCCACUCGACUUAGUUCCCGCCUUUCCUUCCUUCCUUCACUCCUCAAAAUAUUAAAGCUCCGAUCUUUGCAUUCAUCUUCAAGAUUAGAAGCUCUUUCUCGUUCUGUUGUAAAUUCUUCAAGGAAUCACUUUUAUGCUGGGUUUGGUCCAAAUUUUCAAGCAUCACGAUCAUAUGCUCGCUCUAAGGGCAAGCAUUAUGAUCUGUUUGGCACUGUGAAACCAGGUGAUAAAGAAUUCAAGAAUGCAUGGAAGAAAGAGAUGGAAGAAGAUGCUUGCCUAUGGACAGGAAGUGAAGAUGAAAGUGAGGAGGAAAAUGAUUCUGAAAAAGGUAAAAAUCAUCUAGAGAAGGAGAUUCGGAAAGUAAGACAGCAGGCAAAGGAGCACUCGCAUCUUAUUAAUGCUGAUGAUAGUGAUGAGUUGUGGAGUGUAUGGUCUGGGAGUGAUGAGGAGAAGACUUUGUGGACAGGUAGCGAAGGUGAUGAUGAUGAUGAUAUUCCUACAGAAGCAUACCCAAAUGAAGCUAGUGAUAAAUAUUUAGAUAAAUUGUUUGAGUUUGAUGAAAAACCUAAAUAUCGCACAAUCUCAGAACUUUUGAAAGCAGAAAAUGAACCUGAAGAGUUAUCCCCAGGAAAGCAAGCUAGGAAACUUGCAGUGGAGAAUGCCUUAAAAAAAUUGAAGAAAGGGCCAGAUGGGCGUUAUAUCAAUGUCUGGGAAGUCAUGAGUGACAUAGACAUUCUUAUUGGAGCCUUUGAAAAUAUUGUUUCUGGACCGGAGUAUGAGGAGCUUAGACAGGGAGGACCUAAAAAAUUGAAUAUGCAGUUUUUCAAGGAUAUACAAGCGCGCAUGAGAGAUCCAAACUACAAGUUUUCACCUGAGCUAAAGUUGAAACCAAAAAGUAAACUAGUUCCAAGAAAAAAAUGGCAGAAGGCACAAUCUAGAAGAAGGAAGGCACAAAAACGCUAGGUUAUACUCUUUUCUAUUAAAAAAUGAAACAAGUUACAUGUACAUUUCUUAACCCUUGGAAGUCCUUUUUUUUUUUUUUUCCUCUUAAUCUGUGUUCUUCACAUAUUUGCCUUCCUAAGGAUCACUAGGAUAGUAUGAUAUAUUAGAUCAAAAUGGAUAUAAUUGUAAUUCAUUGUUUGCCUUGAAAAACUUGCAUACUAAUUUAAUCACGGCAUUUUCAUUAUUUUUUGUUAUA